AAUAAUGAUGAUCCGAAUAAUCCUUGGAGUUUAGCUCCUAGUUAUAGUCAAGUAAUUGAUAAUAAUGGAAAUAUAAACCCCAAUCCAUUUAUGAUUCAAACACCUGAUAAAAAUACAAACAUGUUUAUAGAUAUUAGAACUUCUCUUUUUGCUAUAUAUUUAUUUUUAGCAGGUGAUUCAAGUGCAUUAUCCAAUUGGUCAUAUGCAGAUAAUCCAUCAAUUGCAAUAUUGAUUGUUUUAUUUUCC
Molecule: messenger RNA, 246 nt
Organism: Rhizophagus irregularis DAOM 181602=DAOM 197198
Lineage: Eukaryota; Fungi; Glomeromycota; Glomeromycetes; Glomerales; Glomeraceae
Source: RefSeq, a predicted model, not a curated record